Molecule: messenger RNA, 2035 nt
Organism: Sorghum bicolor (sorghum)
Lineage: Eukaryota; Viridiplantae; Streptophyta; Magnoliopsida; Poales; Poaceae
Product: tetratricopeptide repeat protein 38
Exons: 12
Coding region: 294-1805 (503 amino acids)
Molecular function (GO): protein binding
Source: RefSeq, a predicted model, not a curated record
CCGUCCGGCCCCCACGAGACGCCUCGCCAUCGGAAGAAACCCCCAUCACUGGAAUCACCCCCAGUCCCCACUCCGACCAUCCGGCACUAGCAUCCACCGUACCCAACAAACAGACGCCGACCGCCGAACAACAGCCGCCGUGUCAACGCGAUAGCAAUCGGCAACGGCGAGCAACCAUCCGGCGCGGGCACUCACUGGGCUCUCCGCAGCAAACAGUGCUGCUCCGCCCCGCGGCCAGCAAAGCAGGCGAUCGAUCGGAAGUCGAGUCGGAGCGCCGUCACGAGACUCACGAGAUGGCGGCGGCGGAGGGCGAGGUGAGGCGGGACAUGUGGGGGCAGGAGUACCGGACGUCCUCCGCCGACUGCGCCGCGGCGCUCGACGCCUACUACGCCGCCUUCCUGUCCUUCGGCCGCGGCCGCGUCGCGGCCGUGCUCCGCGCCGCCGCGGCCGACCCGACCUGCGCCCUCGCUGCCGCGCACGCCGCGCACGCCGUCGCACCCAGGGACCCCGCGGGCGCCGCCGCCUUCCUCGCCGCCGCCAAGGACAACCUCGGGAAAGCGACGGAGUACGAGAGGGCCGUUUUCGGGACGCUCUCCGCGCUGAUGGGCGAGGGGUGGGACCAGGAGGUGGCGAUCGAGCGGCAUUUCGAGCUUCUCAAGCAAUUCCCCAGGGAUAUCCUGUCUCUCAAGAGAGCGCAGCUCAUCUGCUUCUAUUUGGGAAAGCCAGAUUUAUCCCUGAAAUUCGUCCAACAAGUUUUGCCGGAGAACCAAGAUCAGAAUUUCAUAUAUGGCAUGCUUGCCUUCCCUUUGCUAGAGCUUGGACGGAUGGAUGAAGCUGAGAUAGCUGCUCGAAAAGGCUUGGCUAUAAACAAGAAUGACUUCUGGUCACAGCAUAAUCUGUGCCAUGUUUUUCAGCAGGAAUGUCGCUUCAAAGAAGCUACCGAGUUCAUGGAAUCAUGUUCUCCAUCCUGGGAGGCAUGCACAUCAUUUCUGUAUGUAGUUUUCCAUGCAGUGUGCAUUCUACCGAUGAAAGUUAACAGCUAUGAGUUUACUUUUUUAGGUUUUUUUUUUGACUUUCACAGGUUAACCCACAACUGGUGGCAUGUCGCUGUUUGUUAUUUAGAAGCUGAAUCCCCUUUGUGUAAAGUUCUGGAGAUAUAUGAUCACAACAUCAUGAAGGAACUUGAGAAAAGUGAUUGUGAGGCAGCAGAGGUGUAUUUGAAUGCUCUAGGGUUGCUGCUCCGAUUAUACAUACGCGGUCAUAUAGAUUCAGCUAAAGAGAGGUUAACGGCAUUGCUAGAUGCACUGAAGAAUGAGUCUAUAUGGCAUGCGGAAUGGCUCCUGGACUUGCUUAUAUUGUGGGCACUUGCAAGUAUGAGUGAACUAAAAAGUGCACAUAAUAUGUUGGAAUCAUUGAAGUCAAGGGUCCGAUCAAUGGACAGGAAUCGGCAGCAAGUGAUGCAGAAGGCAAUCAAGCUGGCGGAGGCUGCUUAUGAAUAUGGGAAAGGAGAUCACAUGAAAGUCUUUGACACACUGGGUCCAGACUUUGAUGCGCUAGGUUAUAAAAUGAUUGGUGCAUCAGAUGAACAAGUGGAUGUCUUCAAUGAAGUUUGGUACACUGUUCUAAUAAAUGCUGGAGAGACUUCCAAAGCAAUUGAGAUUCUUGCCAAACAAAUUAGGAAACGAGAGGGUGCACCUUUCUUGUGGCGCUUGCUGGAGAAAGCAUACUCAUUGGAUGGCAGAAGCGCAGAUGCUUCAGUAGCAUCUAAAAAGGCAAAUGCUCUACAAGCCGCUUAUUUCCAUUAGCUGAUACCUUGUUGAAUAAUGAAUAGCCUUGUUCUUGGAAGGUCGUGUAAGCUCUCUUUUUUUUACCGGUGGAAGUUGCCAGUAUGCACCAUAGGAAGUCUACAGUCAGUAUAUAUACCGCACAAAUCAACAGUUUCAUAAUACUGGAGCCUGUGCAUUGUAUCAAUAUGUGCAUACAUGGAAGUUUUAUGUUCAGUAAAGUUAUGGGUGUAGAUAUGGUUUUUGGAUUC